Leopardus geoffroyi (Geoffroy's cat) is the source of this 2448-nucleotide messenger RNA. RefSeq names its product translation initiation factor IF-2-like. The coding region runs from base 1 to 918 and encodes 305 amino acids. Lineage: Eukaryota; Metazoa; Chordata; Mammalia; Carnivora; Felidae. The record is from RefSeq and is a predicted model, not a curated record. The transcript is spliced from 4 exons.
AUGAGUAAAGGGGCAUCCAAAACCUAUGGCCUGGCCAACCUUGCCUGUUGUCCCAACCACCUCAAUGAUCAAACUGAGCCACUAUGGUCUCUAUCCGCGUGCUGCGAGUCCCCCUUUUCCACGACCCCUCCCGAGCACCCUGACGCCCCACCUCAUCCCAUGCGGAUCCGGGGUGUCCUCCGCUCUCAUUUGACCCAAGAGGCCCUCUCGUGCCCGCGGGCACUGGCAACGGAGCCCGCACAGACGCCCAAUCUUACCCUUUCUCUCCCAGAAGGGCCCCAUCGCGCCGUCCAGGAGGAGGCAUCCACGCGCGCCCGGGAGGCCGGGGCCCGGCUGGGCCGGGGUCGGGCGCGCACGGGACCCGGCGGCGCCGCCGGUGCGCGCUCAGGCUCCGGGAGCCCGGCCCGGCCCGCUCCGCCCGCGCCAGCCCGGGCGGGACACGUGGUGCCUCGGCCGCCCGCGCUCUGGGCGCCCGCGGCCUCUGGGCCUCGGCAGCCUGCUCGGCCGCAGCAGGGGCUGCGGACGCUGCGGGGAGAAAGGCGGAGACCGAAAGGGCGGGCUCCGGGAGGUGGGGCGCCGCGACGUGGGCGCCGUGAGGGCCGCACGCGGGGGGCACCGGGGGCCUGCUUCCGGGGCUCGCGACCCGCGGGCUCCGUCCGGGUCUCUGGAGAGCAGCGGGUUGCGCCGCAGGCUGUUUCCCGGGGCCGCUCGGGGCGGGGGCGCCGCACUGCAGAGGCUCCGGGUCGCCGCCCGUUGAGGGAAACGGUGGGGGUCCGGAGCGUCUGCUUGCACAACCCCCUUCUCGGGCCCGCCGGGAUCCCGGAGCGGCUGCGGGUCUGGGGCCGGCGUCCGCCUCGCGGUCUUCACUCACCGCUGAAAACGAAUACCCUGUCCGCGCGUGGAGAUGCAAAGCACUGAAAACCGCAGCGGGGACCCGAGUUGCCCUUUAGGACAGACUGUCGCUCCCUGGGAAGAUUCCUCUCGCGACCACAGCCUGUUGUCUGGGGACAGCUAAGGAGAACACUGCCCAAAACUGGACCUGAAGCCACAAGCUCUUUCCAACUUCACCAGUGACCUUGGACGCCUCUGCUAAACAAGGUCAUCUUCAUCAAGAACUUUCUACCUGCCUCAGGUCUUGGAAGAGCCAAUCACUGCCCAUUUAUAUGUGUUACCCAGUGAGCUGUGCACUAUUAUCAUCCUCUUUUUACAGAUGAAGAAAUUGAGGUCCAAGGAUGAUUAAUAAAGUUCUGGCCAGCUGUGUUCUGGCCAGCUGUAUGACCUUGGACAAGAUACUGAACUUGGCUAAGUGGAUUGUCCUCAUCUAUAAAACGAGGACAUACUUUGCUGUCUGCCAGAAGACUUCAAGGCUUGAAUGAGGCAGCAUCUGUGGAGCUCUCUGUGAACUGCAAAGUCUCUUGUACUGUAAAGUGUUAAUGAACUGCCCAUUCUACUCCCUAAUGUAUGUACUUUUACCGCUGGUUGUGAUGUCACACAAUCCACUAUCUCAGAUAGGCUUCCAUUAUUUCUUUAAUGCACUGCACAGCCCAACAUCUGUCCCUGGCUUCUUCGUGUCUUCCUGGAGGGCAGAUCUCUUUAGUCUGCUCCUGGCUAAAGGCUAUCAUCAGAGAAAGUACAACUUGCUUUUUCUGAAACCAAAGACAUUUCAGCUUUGAAUUCCUAGUCAUUAUGCUAUUUAUUGAUUGUGCACAUGUUUAUUGUGCCUAUUCUGUCAGACCCUGUUCUCAGCACUGAGAUUUGGUCACCUGAUGGAUGUCUUCUGUUUGCCCCUGCAGAUCUGGACUCCAGCCUUCUCCAGUCUGCUCUUUACCCCCAGAGGCUGAUCUGUGGGGACUGCUGGCUCCCUUUAGUGUUCAGUUCCAGAAAGGGUCAGCAGGCAGUUGAAGGGAUGGUUGGAGGGAGGGAGUUAAGGCAUGUAUUUUCCAGGCUCCCUUCUAAAGAGAGACCGUGGGCCAGCAGUACCCUUCCACUAUAGGUCCUCUCUCUUGUUGUUGGUCCUUUCCAACAGCCUCUCAUUCUCUGGGCUCCAGUGCCCUUUAGGCCGAGAAGUGACUCAGGCCCUGAGUGCUGCACUGCUCCUGUGCAACAGAAGUCAUGCAGUAGUCCCUUGGUAAAUGGUCUCUUAUUAAACUUUCUCCAGCUACUCAUCUGCUUCCUGCUGGGGCCCUGGUAGAUUUAAGCAAUAAACAAGAUGUAGAAGACCUUGCUCUUUAUGGGACUUACAUCCUAUAGGGGAAGAUAGAUAAUUAACAAACAACAAUAAGCAAAAUCAUAAUCAUAAUAAAUAGUGAUAUUACCUUUGUGAAAAGAAAAGUUUAUUUGAUAGAAAGAAUCUAGGGUGUUGGGCAAGGUACAACGUUAGACAGGGUAGCAGGAAAAACUUUUAAAAAUUUUUCUUCAAUGUUUAUUUUUGAGAGAGAGAGAGAGAGA